GCGUACAGCCGCGAACAGUUCGCCAGUCUACCUGGUUCGUGCGCGUACCAUUAAUCAACCAGAUAGCCAGGAACGAUAGUACCGGUGCAACCGUAUGCAGCGGCUGGGCGGUAUGCGAGGCUGUUCGCAAGUUCAAAUAAUAGGAAGAUCGAGUGAAGAGCGUUUGACGUAUAAGUAGAAACCGGUAGCGCCAUCUUCGGGCCCCGAAAGAUCUAGCGAUCGUGGGACUCGAACAAAAAUAGUGAAGAUUCGUGAAUUUUUGCUGAUGAGGCAAGGAAGAUUGCGGGAGACGACGGAGUGCGUGGCUGACGGGGCCUGUCGGCCGCGCCUCUGGAUUCCAACGCACUCGUCGGGCCCAUUCUAUUUCUCGGAGCGUCGGUGAGCACGGUUCAGAGUGUGUCGGGCCUCAGAAUACACGUGGAGGUAAGGGGCGACCAGGAGAACGUGGACGCCACUGGUGGUUGCCGCAUACCUGAGGACCUGGCCUGAACGAGCAGAAGAGAGGGCAAGAGGAAGGUGGGAGCCGUUGGAAAAGGUUGCGCGGUUGAACAAGGAGAGAGAGGCGAUCGUCGAAGAAGAAAAAGAAAGAACGGGGAACAGGCGAAGCGGGGGCAGGUAGAAAAGAGGAAAGAGGUACGACCGGCAGGUAGCCAGUUGGUGGGAGAAGCCGUCAGAAGGCGGCCAUAAUGGCCUGACGCCGAUCUCGAGGCGAUCGGCGGCUACAGCUGCUGCGAAAUAACCGAGAGCGACUCUCCUCGGCGCACGCGUACACAUAUUUUGCAACUGCUCAGCGUCCUUUUGGAAAGUGACUGCGUAAUCGCGAGUGGAGUGCGUUACCGGGUGGAGUUGCUCCUCCGUGUGCCGCCGGCAAGCUUGAAUGGUGUUCGAUUUCGCAAUUUCAAUUGCCACCGCGCGUGUCCAGUAUACAUCCAGUGAGUCUCCUUCGUGUUCCGUGUGCCACGCUCAUGGAUUCUGUUUCUCGCAUCGGCUUCCAUCUCUGACUGUUCACCGGGGUGUAGAGGACUUCUUCGGUUUCGGAUAAAAGAUAGUUCAGACAAGAUGAGAGGUGCCAAUCAGGACACCGCGACGCCGUACUGUCGCUGCAGGGUCCUCUACCUGGGUAGCUCCGUGCCCCACGCCAGUAAAGAAGGUCUACUAGGCGUCCAAGAACCUUUGAGAGAGCUGUAUCCGGAACAGGGUGCUCUAGGAGCACGUGGAAUCGAUUCCUGGCUCAGCGUUUGGAGCAAUGGCCUGUUAUUGGAGAACGUCGAUGAACACCGGAAGAAGGUCACCAGGUUCUUUCCUAUCGAAUCCUUGCACUACUGUGCAGCGGUGAGACACGUCAAAGGCGGAAGCGGGGAUUCAUCCAACACCAGGUUCCUCCCUCUGGAUUCUCCGUUCGCGAGAACACCCAGUGCCAACCACCCGCCGCUGUUCGCCGCGGUGCUCCGACGGACGACGGGAAUCAAGGUUCUCGAGUGUCACGCGUUCAUAUGCAAACGCGACAUGGCGGCCAACGCCCUGGUCAGGUGUUGCUUCCACGCGUACGCUGACAGUAGCUACGCGAAAGGCUUGGACCCGUCCAGCGCGACCACCAACGGGGUCACUACUGGCCACCUUUCGAGCAACAGCCUCUAUCACACUCUGGGCGGGUCCAGCACGACCUUGGACAGCCCGCAGGCGACCCGGCUGGACGCCACGUCGACGGACGACAUCAGCUUGUACAACGGGAACGAGAAUCACAAGGUCUGGGCCAGGGGUCGCGACGAAGUAGACGCUUUGUAUCAAGAGCAGGGCACCCUGAGGAGCACCAAGGGUUCCAGGCCGCGCCAACUGAUCGCUCCGCCACCUCCUCCGCCGCCACCGCCACCGCCGUCCCAACCCCUGCUCCUGGAGGAAUCCUCUUCGUCUUCCGUUCGCAGGAAGGCCAACAAGAAAUUGAAGAAACUGAAGAAUCGUAAUCACGAAGAUCCUCUUCAGCACGCGCAUCCACAAUUGGGAAUGUACACGAACGGUCAUGGUCAUCAUACUCUGGGGCACCCUGUCAGGCAGCAGCAUUACCAUCCUCAUCCUUUGCCACCCAGCAGCCGAUCGGUGGCGGGAACUUUGGCCAGACCAGCGCCAGUUCUGUUGGUCCCCGCUGCUACCUUACCCAGGAAAGCUCACCAUCAUUCCAAGGGACUGAGAGCGAUUCCUGCAGCCGCUCCCAUCGUUCCGAUGUACGCUCCGCUUCCGGUCGUUCCUCCGCCACCGGCUGCCGCGAUUUACCCAGCAGGAACUUACGGGACCGCGGGAAACAGAGGCAGGAGACAGCAUCUCGAGGAUUCUUCGACCCUCGGAGCCUCCAGGAGGCUCGCGGCGUCUCACGCGGAUUUGACCACCGCGGAGAUGAACAGAAACGGCGACAGUCCCGAGAACGAGUCCCGUUUCGGCACUGGGAUCUACCGACGGAAGGGACACCUCAACGAGAGAGCGUUCUCUUACAGUAUCAGAGCCGAGCACCGUAGCAGAAGUCACGGAAGUCUCGCGUCUCUGGGAUUCAGCGCGCAGAACGGAAACGCGUUGCCCAAGGAAGAGAAGAAGGACAGGGAGAUAGCUCAGUUGGUGGCUGGAUUGAGCUUAGACGAGAAUCCGGAUAGGACGCAGCUUCCCGUUAAUCCCAGAAGCGGCUACUCGCAUCAUCCGCAGCAGAUUCAACCCCUGCCUAGGCCCAGACCUCGUUAGAACCCCGGUUCGCGUUCAAUGACUCGCUACUGGUGCGUUCAACUCUCAAGAAUUAUUGACUGUGCGCGGGACCGAUCGUUCUUCAAUACCCUUUACACUUUAUUCCGAUCUUGAUUAACGAAGAUGACUCAACGAGCAUGAUUCGGUAGAAUUAUCGUGAAUUGGUUUGUAAACGAACUGUGGACGAUGUGAACUGAUAUCGUUGUCGUGUUUUACCGAGCUCCGAAAUGGAACUAUUAAUUAGGUCGCUCGUUAGAGUAAAAGGGUCUGCUGGCCGUGUUCGCGUCAGCGUGGAAAAUCGUGAUGGGUGGUCGAGGCGAGUGUCCAGGCAACUGGUUCGAGCUCUCCCGGCUUUCGAUUCCCGGAAGAGCCGAGCCCGAGUAGGAAAAUUACGGAUCCGGCAAAAAGCUGAACGACACCCCUCUACUCCUCUUCUUCUUAGCCUACAGGUUUCUACCUGUGACCUCGAUCGUCUUAUCUCGAGAGUCGAUCGUCGUUCGAAUUAAGGAAUGCGUUAGAAAAACGCCUCGAGUAAGAUCGAUCUUCGGGCAGAAAGCCUUUCUUUCGACUUCUCUCUUUUCGUUUAACUUCUCACUUCCUGGUGGUAAUUGCCACAGUGACAAAAAUCGCUUCCUGUCGCAAACAGACUAAUUGGAGUGGAAUCAUCGUCGCUUGAAGAUCCGUUCUGUUGGUUGAAGCUCGUCACACGUCGACCACGCUACCUCGUGAUAUUUCCUCUGAGAAAACGAGUCGGUAGCUUUGACGAGUAUUCAUUUCGCGGAAGCGAAUCCCGCGAAUCUUUUACGUUAGAAAAUCGCCGAUUCAAUUUAGAAACAAUUGAAGAAUCGUUUGCUUCGGAACAAAUUUGGUUGAAACUGCUCGAUUGUUUCCACCGGGCAAAAAUCUUGCUAACUUUUAUGGUAGCUAUCAAAGAACUGUAUCAACGACUUAUCCCCCCUGGAAAAGGUAGCGCGACGAUUUAAACCAACGUUUCAUUCGCCCGUGAGAACGCGAACGCUAAUCUUAAUUGCGUGGGAAAAAAUUAUGCGAGGGGAAACGAGCGAGGGUUUCAAGCAUUUCUCGGAGCAAAAAUUUACUCCGCUUUUUUCGGUUAAUAAAUCUGGUACGACAUAAAAUAAAUGUUAUAAAUACAAUUUUCAUGAUAAAUAUUUUGUGAUUAAUUUCAAUCUCGGGUGUUAUUACUCAUUCUUAUAAAACGCGUGAUUAGACACGGUAUUCUUUUUACAGCCGAUCGUUUACCACUUCAUGGAAUGUUUGCAACGCGGGGAAAUGGUAUUGCCGUUUUUCCACGGGAAAAUUAACGACUAUUUAAUAACCGAGGAGACACGGAGUUACUCAAGUCACUCGCAUAAUCGCGUGUACAAGAGAUUGCGCGCAUGAGAACAAAAUCUGGAAAGUCGUAGAUGCAAUCUCGCCCCGGUUGGCAAUAGAUGUUCCGCACAAUUAGCUUGAUCGUAAUUAGGAGUUUAAUGACGGAGAAAAAUCUGUGAGAUUGUUGCUUUGACAGUAGCCAAGAAUGCGAUGUGUAAAUAUAAUAUAAUUUUACUCCAGUUCUGACGACAGCGUGAAUAAUUAAACGAACGGAUUCAUUCUUCGCGUAUUGCAUUAUUUAAAUACUGUAAUUAUUUACUCUUUCGCUCGUGCCAGUAAUCGUUGGAGGAAUUCGAAGGUUAAUUAAGGCCGGAUGGAAAAAAAAAGCUGAAAUUUUUACGAUUCAAUCGUAUGACGUGUGUUCGCGCUCGCAGGCGGUCGAGUCGUGCGCGUUACGAAACUGGUUAUACAGACGCCUCGCGUGCACUCACACUAUCGCCUCGUAUGCAUAUACAAUUAGGCUUGAUUACUAUCGAUUCGUGGAUGUCAACCGGUUACACUCGUCGCGUCGAGCUACAUUUCGUCAUUCAAUAUAAAUUUUUCCCUGACAUCCUCCGAUAGAACAAAGAAUUUGCAUUCGGAAUGCAAACUAUUUUUACUCGUUCUCGUUCCAUGUUAAUAAACUCAAGUAUGCAACUGUUUCUCUCGAGAAAACUGAUUUACUUUCAGUUCUUUGCGACGAAAGUGUCUACCAAUUAAAACGUCGAAGGAUUUUUUAAUUGAAAUAUUUUCUUAAAGAUUUGAUAGAUAUAAAAAUAACAGUCGUGGCAUUUCUCAUCGCGUGAUUAUGGUCGAGGGGAAAAAGGAGCAUAAAUGCGGUUGAUGAUUGCACGUAUGCGAAUGAACGUCGAGCGAGCGUUCCUUUUCGCUGUCUGCUUCAUCGAUCGCAUUGAUCGAGCAGGUGAAAAGUGUCGCUUCUGUUUCGCAACGAGUUUCACCACGAUACGUAACGUACAUUAAAAAAAAAGAAUCAUGUAGAGAUCGGCAGAGACCCAAAUUACAAUUAUUAACAAUUUUAACGUGUAACGCGAAGGAGUUGAUGCACCAGGAAUUUCCGAGUUGAAAUCAUAGAAUCUCUAACGAAAUUAGCAGUCGCAGUUGAUUAAGGUUUUGUUUAACAGACAAUGGCGAACGGAAACUUGCACGUAGACCGCACAAUCGGUUUUCGUAAGCGGCGUUCGCGGUCAGAGGAGUUUAUGAAACGGCGACCCACUGACACUCUGUCGGACAACGAAAUUGAACCGAGUUGCGAAACGCGACAAAAAUUCUUUUCACUCUUUCUCGCGAAACCGAUUGUCCUCCAAGGGAACCUGGUAACGACAUCAUUGUUACGACCUAAUCACGGUAUCGUUUCACCGAUCAGCUCACGUAACUACGAGCAAUUUCAAU
Messenger RNA from Ceratina calcarata, 5505 nucleotides. RefSeq lists its product as uncharacterized. The record is from RefSeq and is a predicted model, not a curated record. Lineage: Eukaryota; Metazoa; Arthropoda; Insecta; Hymenoptera; Apidae. The transcript has a single exon. The coding region runs from base 1060 to 2724 and encodes 554 amino acids.